Messenger RNA from Balaenoptera acutorostrata (minke whale), 3202 nucleotides. It is a transcript of the gene MED26, whose product is annotated as mediator complex subunit 26. Gene Ontology annotation, cellular component: nucleus; core mediator complex; mediator complex. The transcript has 3 exons. Gene Ontology annotation, biological process: positive regulation of gene expression; regulation of transcription by RNA polymerase II. The record is from RefSeq and is a predicted model, not a curated record. Lineage: Eukaryota; Metazoa; Chordata; Mammalia; Artiodactyla; Balaenopteridae. Gene Ontology annotation, molecular function: transcription coregulator activity. The coding region runs from base 311 to 2110 and encodes 599 amino acids.
CUGCGUGCGGCGCGGGUUACCCAGAGUGCUCCGCGCGGGGGCAGCUCACUGGAGUUUGGUUCUCGAGGCGGCGGCGGCAGCAGCGGCGACGGCUCCGGCGGCUCCUCCUCCUCCUCUGGUGGCGGCGGCGCCCCGGGCCUGAGCCCCGGCCCCGGCUCCCCUCUCCGCCACCCCGCGCGCCCCCACUUCCCCCCGUGCCGCGGGGAACAUGAGGCUCCGCUCCCGGAGGCAGACGAGUGAGUGACCCCGUCCCCCGCCUCAGCCCGCCCGCCCGCUGGCCCGGCCGCUCCCCCCCCGCCUCGCCCAGGCAAUGACAGCGGCUCCGCCGUCUCCGCAGCAGAUCAGGGACCGGCUGCUGCAGGCCAUCGACCCCCAGAGCAACAUCCGGAACAUGGUGGCGGUGCAGGAAGUCAUCUCCAGCCUGGAGAAAUACCCCAUUACCAAAGAGGCACUGGAGGAAACCCGACUUGGGAAGCUCAUCAACGACGUCCGCAAGAAGACAAAGAACGAGGAGCUCGCCAAGCGGGCCAAGAAGCUGCUGCGGAGCUGGCAGAAGCUCAUCGAGCCCGUGCACCAGAAUGAGGCUGCACUGCGGGGGCUGGCGGGUGCCCCCGGCUCGGCCAACGGGGGCGCCCAUAACUGCCGGCCGGAGGCAGGGGUGGCCGGCCCGCCCAAGAGCAUCCAUGACCUGAAGAACCGCAAUGACAUCCAGAGGCUGCCCGGGCAGCGGCUGGACAGGCUGGGCAGCCGCAAGCGCCGGGGGGACCAGCGUGACCUCGGUCACCCUGGGCCACCUCCCAAGGUCUCCAAAGUGAGCCACGACUCCCUGGUAGCCAACUCGUCCCCCCUCCCCACCAAUGGGAUCAGUGGGAGCCCUGAGAGCUUCCCCGGCCCCCUGGACGGCAGUGGGCACGUGGGCCCCGAGGGCAGCCGCCUGGAGCACAGCGAGAAUGACAAGCACAGUGGCAAGAUCCCCGUCAAUGCCGUGAGGCCACACACCAGCUCCCCGGGCCUGGGCAAGCCCCCCGGGCCCUGCCUGCAGACGAAGGCUGCGGUGCUGCAGCAGCUGGACAGGGUGGACGAGACUCCAGGUCCCCCCCACCCCAAGGGGCCGCCUCGCUGCUCUUUCAGUCCCCGGAACUCACGGCACGAGGGCUCCUUUGCCCGGCAGCGGAGCCCGUACACAUACAAGGGCUCCGUGCCCAGUCCCUCGCCUCGGCCCCAGUCACUCGAUGCCACGCAGGUGCCAUCACCGCUUCCGCUGGCCCAGCCGUCCACGCCCCCCGUGCGGCGGCUCGAGCUGCUGCCCAGCGCAGAGAGCCCGGUACGCUGGCUGGAGCAGCCUGAGGGCCACCAGCGGCUCGCGGGGUCGGGCUGCAAGGCAGGGCUGCCACCGGCCGAGCCCCUCCUGCCCCGGGCAGGCUUCUCCCCGGACUCCUCCAAGGCAGACAGCGAUGCUGCCUCCUCCGGUGGCUCGGACAGCAAAAAGAAGAAGAGGUACCGGCCUCGUGACUACACGGUUAACUUGGACGGGCAGGUGGCCGAGGCAGGUGUCAAGCCUGUCCGGUUAAAAGAGCGGAAGCUCACCUUUGACCCCAUGACGAGACAGAUCAAACCUCUGACCCAGAAAGAGCCAGUGCGGGCUGACAGCCCUGUGCACACAGAGCAGCCGAGGACAGAGCUGGACAAGCCCGAGGCCAAGGCCAGCCUCCAGAGCCCUUUUGAACAGACAAACUGGAAGGAGCUGUCGCGCAACGAGAUCAUCCAGUCCUACCUGAGCCGGCAGAGCAGCCUGCUCUCGUCGUCGGGCGCACAGACCCCGGGCGCUCACCACUUCAUGUCCGAGUACCUGAAGCAGGAGGAGAGCACUCGGCGCGGGGCCCGGAAGCCGCACGUGCUGGUGCCUCACGGCCCACCCACGGACCUCCCAGGGCUAAGCCGUGAGGUCACGCAGGACGAUCUGGACAGGAUCCAGGCUCAUCAGUGGCCGGGGGUGAACGGGUGUCAGGACACACAGGGUAACUGGUAUGACUGGACGCAGUGCAUAUCGCUCGACCCGCACGGCGACGACGGGCGGUUGAACAUUCUGCCUUAUGUCUGCUUGGACUGACUGGCCUGUCGGGCUCUAAGUGCAUUCCCACCUUGCAGUCAGCCAUAGAGGGCGGGCGCCAGGGCCCGGCCGCCUCCAGUGGUUGGGAAUCCGGAGUGGGGGGUGGGGGUCCGGCCCAGGGUGGGAGGGAGAGGGAGCGAGAGUCUCUAGGUCUCUCUGUGCUCUUCCCUCAAAAUUCUCCUUCUUUUGUGAAAUGCUGCUACCAGUUUACUAACAAAAUUGCAAAGGAAGGACCACGUGGAAGGAAGGCCAGCAAAGUGAGUUCAGAACUCUAUAGCAAACCAGCUAUAAAAAGCGUUAGCCCCCCACCCCGGAAGAGGUGCGGACGCUUCCCAGCCCCCAGUGAGCUGGGACCUCAGUUGCAGGCAGGCACAGAAAACCUGUGGAAGAGGUUACCUUUAACACAGCAACAGAAGCACGCAUCUCAUCUCUGCAUUUUCUGUUUUUUAACAUGGCCCUGAGUGUUUGAGGCAGUGGGCAACGCUGUGGCCUCUGUUUGCACCCCACCUGGCCAGCUUUUCCAUCAUGGUGCCAGAAGCUUCUCAGCUGUAGCGAGCUGCUGGCAUCAGGCAGGCCAGCUUGCCAGCCAGUUUGACCCAUGCUCCCUGGGCGUCCACACAUUUGUAUCUGGUUUCAGUUACAACCCAGUUUUUAAAGAAAUGCUGCAAAAAUUUAAGUUUUCUAGAGUUUAUUUUACCCCCCUCUUCCAUCUGACCGUCAGACGAAUAACUUUCCUUGUUCCUCCCUCUUCAUUUUCCCCUUCCUGCACAUAUCUAGAAAAGUUCACCUUUCUAGAGUCCCCUCCCCAAAAAACACAAAAGUAACCGUGGGUGCUACUGGUGUGUAAGCUGUACUGUUGGGUGAGAAGAGACCUGUCUGUACGCUGGAAACACUCAUAACCAUUCCUUUAGAUUCGUUUGCCUUAUGGUUAUUUGUCAUAAACGCGAUUUGCAAAAACAAGGAGCCUUAGUGAAUGUACAGUACCUAGACUUCUGUGUUCUCAGGACGCAGAAGGGAGCAACUUUGCUAUUUGGUCCAGUAAGUGGACACCUUGUGAUAUAAAUGUGGAAAUAAAAAAAAAAAAAAAAACAU